GCCGAGCGGGGUCCCAGGCCCGAGGGGUGCCAUGGGGGCCCCCCGGGAGCGGCGCGAGGUUCUGGCCGCCAUCCGGGCUGAGGUGGCCCGGCACGAGGGGGCCAAGGGCCACCUGAACCGGCUGGUGCGGCUCGUGGAGACCGUGCCUGAGCCCCAACUGCGCGGGAGCCUGGGCAGCGCCCUCAGGGCCCUCCGAGAGGCCUUGGUGAACAGCCAGGAGUGGACCCUGGGCCGCUCUAUCCCUGAGAUCCGCCUGGGGGUCCUCGGCAGCAGCAAGAGCGGGAAGUCGGCGCUCGUCCACCGGUUCCUUACCGGCUCCUAUGUGGGCCUGGAGCCCACUGAGAGUGGACAGUUCAAGCGGGAGGUGACGGUUGAUGGCCAGAGCCACCUCCUGCUCAUCCGGGAGGAGGCCGGCACCCCGGACGCACAGUUUGCCAGCUGGGCGGACGCCGUCAUCUUCGUCUUUAGCCUGGAGAGUGAGAGCAGCUUUGAGGAGGUGGCGCAGCUGCACGCGCUGCUCAGCGACCUCCGCGGCACCAGCGACGUGGCCCUGGCGCUGGUGGGCACCCAGGACAAGAUCAGCUCGUCCAGCCCGCGAGUGGUGGAGGACACACGCGCCCGGGCGCUCUGCGGGGACAUGCGGCGCUGCCUCUACUACGAGACCUGCGCCACGUACGGCCUCAACGUGGACCGGGUCUUCACUGAGGUGGCCCAGAAGGCCGUGGCGCUGAAGAAGCAGCAGCAGAUGAUGGCGUCCUGCAAAUCCCUGCCCAGCUCCCCGAGCCACUCUGCUGCCUCCACCCCCGUGGGAGGCGUCCACCCCGGCCAGACCAGCAAUGGUGGCCACACCAGCGACUACUCGUCCUCACUGCCAUCCACCCCCAACGUGAGCCACCGGGAGCUGCGCAGUGAGACCCCGGCCCCCCUGGGCACCCCCAGCUCGCUGCACCGCGGGGCCAAGCGCCGUACCAGCCUCUUCGCCACACGCCGUGGCAGCGACUCUGAGAAGCGCAGCCUGGACAGCCGCGGCGAGGUGGCUGGCAGUGGCCGUGCCAUCCCCAUCAAACAGAGCUUCCUGCUGAAGCGCAGCGGCAACUCCCUGAACAAGGAGUGGAAGAAGAAAUACGUGACCCUGUCCAGCAAUGGCCUCCUCUUCUACCACCCCAGCAUCAAUGACUACAUCCACAGCACCCACGGGAAGGAGAUGGACCUGCUCCGCACCACGGUCAAGGUGCCCGGGAAGCGCCCGCCCCGCGCCAUCUCUGCCUGUGGCCCCUCAGCCAGCAUCAACGGGCUGCUGCGGGACCCUGAGCCGGGCGCUGGUGUGCCCUCUGUGGGGCUGAGCCUCCCCCCCGAGCCGGGGCUGAAGGUGGUGGGCAAGGGGUCACUGCAGCGCUGCGCCUCCGCCUCCGGCGCCAAGCUCGCCUCAGAGUCCCCCUUGUCCUUCGAGGCCGUGUCCAGCCCUGGCAGCGCAGGCAGGGACCCUCCACCAUCACCACUGGUGGACAGGAAGAAGCACCGGCGGAAGAAGCUGAUGACGCCUUCCAAGACCGAGGGCUCGGGUGGGCAGGCAGAAGCCAAGCGCAAAAUGUGGAAAUUAAAAAGUUUUGGUAGUUUAAGAAAUAUUUAUAAAACAGAGGAGGAGAACUUUGAGUUUCUGAUCGUGUCAAGCACGGGGCAGACGUGGCACUUCGAGGCGGGCAGCUUCGAGGAGCGCGACGCGUGGGUGCAGGCCAUCGAGAGCCAGAUCCUGGCCAGCCUGCAGUGCUGCGAGAGCAGCAAGAACAAGGCACGCAUGGACAGCCAGAGUGAGGCCGUGGCCAUCCAGGCCAUCCGCAAUGCCCGUGGGAACUCGCUCUGCGUGGACUGCGGGGCACCCAACCCCACGUGGGCCAGCCUGAACCUGGGUGCCCUGAUCUGCAUCGAGUGCUCGGGCAUCCACCGCAACCUGGGCACGCACGUGUCGCGUGUGCGCUCGCUGGACUUGGAUGAUUGGCCCCGGGAGCUGACCCUGGUGCUCACGGCCAUCGGCAACGCCACCGCCAACAGCAUCUGGGAGCAGAACCCUCGUGGCCGCUGCAAGCCCACCCACGAGUCCUCCCGGGAGGAGAGGGAAUCGUGGAUUCGUGCCAAGUACGAGCAGCGGCUGUUCCUGGCACCGCUGCCCGUGGCUGAGGCGCCGCUGGCCGAGCGGCUGCUGGAGGCCGUGCGAGAGCAGGACCUGCCCACGGUGCUGCUGCUGCUGGCCCACAGCCACAAGGACCAGCUCAACGUGGCCAUGGCAGACACGGAUCGGCGCACAGCGCUGCACCUGGCCUGUGACACCGCCCAGGUGGUCGUCACCCAGCUCCUGGUGUGGUACGGGGCCGAUGUGCGGGCACGGGAUGGCCACGGCCGCACCGCGCUGUUCUACGCCCGCCGCGCCGGCAGCCGCGAGUGCGCGGACAUCCUGCUGCAACACGGCUGUCCCGGAGAGGGGCCCGGCAGCCCCCCGACCCCCGGCAGCCCCCCGAUCCCGGGCCCUCCCACCCCCGGCGGUCCCCCGACCCCCGGGCCCCGCCGCCGCAGCAGCUGCGCCAGCGUGGGCCCCUGCGAGCCCCGGUCCGCCCUCGUAUAG
Messenger RNA from Cinclus cinclus, 2617 nucleotides. It is a transcript of the gene AGAP2, whose product is annotated as ArfGAP with GTPase domain, ankyrin repeat and PH domain 2. The transcript has 19 exons. NCBI's taxonomy places the organism in Eukaryota, Metazoa, Chordata, Aves, Passeriformes, Cinclidae. Gene Ontology annotation, molecular function: GTPase activity; GTP binding; GTPase activator activity. The coding region runs from base 32 to 2617 and encodes 861 amino acids. Gene Ontology annotation, cellular component: nucleus. The record is from RefSeq and is a predicted model, not a curated record.